Molecule: messenger RNA, 3098 nt
Organism: Diorhabda carinulata
Lineage: Eukaryota; Metazoa; Arthropoda; Insecta; Coleoptera; Chrysomelidae
Exons: 5
Coding region: 2242-2958 (238 amino acids)
Source: RefSeq, a predicted model, not a curated record
GAAAAAAUUAUUUCGUUCUAUUCGCCAAGAUAUCGUUCAAUACAAAGAUAGACACAAAGAGAAUAUAAAUAUAUUAAGCUUAUUAAGUCACGAAGAAUCGCUCUGCUGACCCGUAUCGAUAUUACUCAUGAAUAACAAUGGCAUUAACAAUUCCAAGAAUAGUUCAGUAGCUUAUUUAAAAAUUUCGAAUGGAAAAUUAGACACCAAUAAGUUCGAAAAAGCCAAUUUCUUUAACAAAAAUUAUAAACAUUUUAACUUAAUAUAAAUUAAGAACGUACGUGUCAGAUAUAUUAUACUUCAUCUACUACAUCAUUAUAGUAGCGCCCCUAGAUGUUGUUUUCAGUGGUUACAACCCUCUCCUUAAAAUCGUGAGUUAUUAGAGAUAUUGAUAUCUAGAAAAAAGUCGAUGGACACCACGUUGUUCAGAGGAGAUAUAAUUCAAUAUUCGUCGUGGUAUUAACCAAGAAAGUAACUAUUUUCUCCUUUGAGGAACAGACCAUUCGUUUCGAAAAUAUACAUUUGCAUGAACCAAUUGUCGAAGCAUUUUUUCCAUUUCCAUAUUGAGAUAUCUCCAAUGCAUCUGAUUGAACGUAUCAACCGCUUCUUAGUACUUCUAGAGAAACGUUUACCUCGUAAUUCAUUGAUAAUUGUUCACAAAUUGUUUGGUUGAACUGAUGUGUGUAAGCUCGCAAUGUUGUGGUGGAGAUUAAUUCGUCUUCUGCAAUUGGUUUACUUCUGGUAACCCAACGCCGUUGUACUAUUCAGAAUUGAACGUUCUACGUUGUUCUAAUGGAAAAAUGGUGCAAUAUUCAAUAAAUUUUUGUUGGAUUUGGGUUGCAAGACCCAUACAGUCGAUUGCUCUUUAUUUUCGAGUUCGUCACCAGUUACAAUCUUUUGAAGCACCACGAUUGGAUUUUCUUCAACAUCUCUUUGCACCAAUCGACAUGCACGAAAUUCAUCUUAUAGCGAAUUGCAAUGAUGAAACAAUUCGGGAAACUAGCGAAACAUGAUGUCUUGAGAUGGUGCUUCAUCACCAAAAGUCGAAGCAAGUAGAUCGGUACAUUGUUGUUGGUUUAAUCCGGGUCGGAAGUCUAGAUCAAGAUUAUCAAGAUCAACAACUCAAAUAGCACUCGUAUGACACACAUUCUUAGUACGUUCACCGUUAGAUUUGACAUAUUCACAUCAGUGUUGCCAUAUCUUAAAACUUGAGUAGCAAUCUUCCUCUGAUGUGAUAUGAAUGAUAAUUUUGUAGUCGUGAAAAUUACUGGAAUUAUUCUGAUUUCCAUGCUUUUUCAAAAUAUAUUUAUAUAUGAAUGUGAUGCCAAGCUUUGGGGUAAAAAUAAGUAAUUUGUAGAGGUUGCUUGAGAUUGCAUGCUAGAGGUUCCUUGCGACUCCAAUUACGGAAGACCAGAAAGAAAAAUGUGCCUGUCUAGACAUAAAACACAAAAGAACACAGUUUUCAAAAAUUUUGAUAGCACUUUACACGUACCUGUAGCUUUUUGUGUCGGAAACGCCCCCGCAGUCGUACAUUUUGAUUCUGUAAUACCAACUACCUGUUAUGACAGCAAUAGAAAAAUUCUGUCGUGCGAUUUUUUCUAAUGUUGUGUUUUUUUGAAAAAGUUCUAGCAUACUUUGUAAUUAUCACGUCUACAUAAUUUUUUUUCAUAUUAUAAUCUGUAAUUACUGUACUUUUUGGUUUCAUAAACCAUUCGAUUAAAAUUUGGUGUCAAGAAAUGGUAACGAUUGUUCAUUAUUUAUAAAGUGAAUUAUAUAUGGAUUGAAACAUAGAAAUGAAAUAAAUUUCAUUAUAUUGAAGAAAUAUUUUAAAUGAAGAAUUACUCCAAAAGCAAACGAUGUCGAAUGGUAGUUAAUUUUUCAUCAAACAUUCUUGGAGACGGUGUCAAGCUCCUUCACUAUUUUCUUUCGAGAUUCUCAUAAAGUACCACUACGGUACUACUUUACAACGGACCCGACGGUUGAUUAACAUAAGAAUACCCCUUCUCUGCUACUUGAACGAAGUACUCUCUGGUUGGAUGGUAAGUUCAAGAACGAGACCGCGAUUUUAUGACUUGAAUUCUCGACCUCAACAUAUCAAUCUGCUCGAUUAAAUAUAAAUGAAGAUUUUAGUAGAGCAGGUGUACUAUUAAACAUGAAGUGAAGAAAACAGUGAACGAAAUAGUGUCUUCAGUUACAAAGCAAAAAUUAACUUUUUUAAUCGAGUGUCUGAUAAACAUUUGAAAAAUGUUAGGGAAAAAUGUUGUUAAGCUAACUAUAACAACUUUCUUUUUUUCCACACUAAAUUUAGCUUUAUCAAAGUUAACGCCAGCAUGCUCGGGAAGUUCUGGAUUGAAAUAUUUAUGGGGUGACGCCAUGGUUGAUUCUCCAGAUUGCGUAGGGCCUAAUGAAAUGCCAUAUCCAACAGCUGCCAUAGAUAGAAAUUUCAAAGCGUCUAAACUGUGGUUAGGUAAUUUUAGGACAGGAAGAUCUCAAAACACGAUAGAUCCGUUCAUAACGAGAAAUGUUCUACUUAGUGCGCAUCAACAAGCAUUCAAUGAUCAACCUCAAAUGAUCUUGAGACAUUCUAGAGCUACUAACUUACCGCAAUCGAAUAUGUGUGGAUCGACACCUCCUAGGUUAUGUAAAACGAGGUAUAAUACAACGGCACCUAUGUACGGUGUUUCCCUAACGUCUGGCCAACCAGUUACUAUUGUUCAAAAAUUUCCCGAUCUUCUUCAACAAGUAGUUUUUGAGGUUUGUGAAAGCUCGGAAUGUGACGUUGUUCGAGGAGAAUGCACUCAAACGUAUGUUCCCUACUUAUUUUUAGUCAUCCCUUUGGGACCAGUUACUCUUACAGGACAAGAUUAUGUUUUAGUCGAAAGUGGAUGCGUUUGUAGACCGAAAUAUGCUGGACAAAAUAAUGCAGAAGCUGCUAAUAUACCUGCCAUUCCCAGAAUUUAACACACAUAAAACUUUUUGGAAAUCAGAACAGUUCAUAUUUAUUGAAAUUUGGAAGUAGGAUAUUUUAUAGAUUUAAGACGAGAAUUUUGAUCAGACCACCUAUUCAAAGAUAUAAAUAUCAAUAGAAACGCUUAGUAACA